Messenger RNA from Hevea brasiliensis (rubber tree), 1268 nucleotides. RefSeq lists its product as uncharacterized. The transcript has 3 exons. Lineage: Eukaryota; Viridiplantae; Streptophyta; Magnoliopsida; Malpighiales; Euphorbiaceae. The record is from RefSeq and is a predicted model, not a curated record. Bases 534 to 1025 code for a protein of 163 amino acids.
AAGGUUAAGGUAUCUUAAUAAUAAGGGGACAGAGGAAGUAUUACUGGCAACCCAAAAUUCGUAGAAAGAUAGACUAUCUUAAAAUGAAAAAGUUCCUGUUUUUGUCUGAUUCCUCUGCAAUUGAGAAAUUGAGUUCAUGGGUCAAACGCACCAGCUUGAGCAGUGGGAACCAAACCCUACAGCACUUCAGUGCAGGCUGUUAUUAUUAUUGACUUUGGCAGGAAUUUCCCUACCAAAACUUCAAUAAACAAAGCUUCAAUCACUGCGAAACAUGCGGCUACUAUGAUUCAAAUAUACUUCCCCAAACCCCCAUCCAUGCAAAGAUAAAACAGUCCUUUUUAUUUCUGUCACAUUUAUAAUAAUUGCAUAAAUUUUUUUUAAAUAUUCACGAUUUAAUUUACGUGCAUCUUAGAGUCUCUUUCCCUCCCUCUCUUAUUCAAUCACUGCUACAAUUUUUUUUCCCUGUAUAUUCAUAUUCAAGACUCAGCAAAAGGGAGUUUGGUAAAACUCCAACAAUUUUCAGGCAAAGAUCGAUGAAGAAAUCUCCGGUAUACCCAAACUAUGACACGAGUGAUUAUGGUGGCUAUGACUUUGAUCCUCAAGUGGAUUUUACGCAGUUCUUGGAAGAAGCAAGGCAGCAUGCAAGACAAAUGAAUCUCCAGACCUCACUGCCGCAUGCUGAAAAAGCUGGAAUAAUAAGAACAGGAGAAGAGAAAAAGAACAAAAAAUCCUGGAAAAAGUCUCUUCUCAAAUGGUGGAAAUCUGAAAAUAAAAGGAGUGAGGCUCGCACAGAACCUGCAAAUAGCUCUCAUAGUUCGAAUCCAAGAAAGGGACAUGUUUCUGGUCCAAUACAUGGGAGCAGCAGGGCUGUUGACACAAAGCACCGACGACAGACAUCUGGGCCACUUGCUAACCUGUUCAAUCCUACAAAGAAAAGAGGGAAUGAGAUACCAUACAUGUGCCUUGAUCAACUUAACAAUCCUCACGGUGACAAAGCCUAUGGACCUGUUUACUUGGUGACAUAAGUGUUUCGACAACAAAAAUGUACAAGGGAAAAGUUUUUCUGGUGGAGAAUGGGGAAUUAUUGUGGAAAGAAGGUGCAUAAGAUCAUUUGAAUAGGCAGAAACAUUCAGUAUCAGACCAGCUGUAAUGUGCAUACAGUUGGAUUAUCUAAUAGAAAGAUUUCACUUGCUUUCAUGUAUGUUCAGAGCAACUAUUAUGUGUAGCCUAAUAAAAUUUCAAUCUCACAUCCCUGCUUUCUUGGUGCA